This is a messenger RNA of Limulus polyphemus (Atlantic horseshoe crab), 1058 nucleotides long. RefSeq names its product carcinoembryonic antigen-related cell adhesion molecule 1-like. NCBI's taxonomy places the organism in Eukaryota, Metazoa, Arthropoda, Merostomata, Xiphosura, Limulidae. The transcript is spliced from 5 exons. The record is from RefSeq and is a predicted model, not a curated record. The annotation marks the transcript as partial. Gene Ontology annotation, molecular function: protein binding.
AUAAACCAAAAGUUGACAUAACCUUAGGACUAAACCAAGAUUCCUGGAUGGUGACAGAAGGCAAGGAUAUUCACCUUCAAUGUCAAGUGGACGCCAAUCCUUCCGUAACCCGUAGCGGAUGGUAUUUCAACGACCAAGCUCUACAAAAUAAUGUAGUGCAGGGAGUUAUCAUAAGUAAUCUCACGUUGAUGAUCCAGCGAGUGCAGCGCCAUCACACUGGUUAUUACCGAUGUUUUGCAAUAAACAUCGAAGGAAGAGGCGAGAGUAAUAAUACAUUAAUUAAAGUAAAAUUUGCACCAGUCUGUCGCCAGGGCCAAAAAAUAGCCUACGGUCUCUCUGUGAAUGAAACUGCCUUCGUCACUUGUAAAGUUGAAGCUGACCCUCCUGACAUCACAUUCCGUUGGAGUUUCAACACUUCAAAUUCAGGCCACGAACUACUCACCCAUUCCACAGAAGGCCUCAAAAGUGUGGCGUCAUUCACUCCGAAAGAAAAACACGAAUAUUCAGAGCUAUACUGUUGGGGUAGAAAUAGUGUUGGGAUACAGCACGAACCGUGUUUGUUUUCGCUCAUUUUUAUUGGUCCACCAGAACCUUUAAAAAACUGCACCAUCUCUAACACCACCGUUGAUUCUGUCCAUUUAGAAUGUAUGGCAGGUAACGACGGUGGUUUGAAGCAGUUUUUCUUCCUUGAAGUUUAUAAUUCCCAACAGGAACGUCUAGCUGCCAAUAUUACGAGUCAUUCCAAGCCCGUGUUUCAUGUUGCUGAAUUGUCUGAAGGAUCCCGUUUCAUCCUACUCCUAUACUCGGCCAACAGUAAAGGAAAAAGUUCCCCUAUUGCACUUACAGCGAAAACGAAACCGAUUCCUCAGAAGUUUCUUGAAACUACUUCUAACAUGAUCCUCAGCCCCUUGCUUGGAGUACUCAUUGGAACUGUGGGAUCGUUAGUCCUUGUCACCAUCAUCGUCAUUGUAAUCAUUCGAAUAAGAAGCUAUGAGGAUGACAAAGGUGACACUCCAGAUGAAAAGCCAGCAAGGUAUGGAUUGUCGCUAAUUAUUUGA